ACAGAAGUGCCUUGUGACUUAGCAUAGUUCCUCAUCCUCAGUGUGAUACUAGCUGCUGUAGGGUAGUACACCAGGCUGCUUGGAGCAGACACCCCCCCAGGCCCCAGACGGUGGGCCCCCCCUCCGUGGCCCUGUGUGUCCUGACAUGCCAGGCAGCAGCAGCAGCACAUGCCAAGCCCCAGCAGGCCAGUCAUGGAGCAGCAAGCCUGGAUACUGAGGGGCUUCCUAGCUCAAGUGGAGAGCAAGGAGGCUGAGGUGGUGGAGGCGGAGAGUGGCUUCGCCGGGGAGUUCUCGAGGCUCAAACGCCAGUCCACCAAGUACCGCACUGACAAAACGUACCCCACAAAGGUAGCGGAUAAGCAGGAGAACGUGAAGAAGAACAGAUACAAGGACAUUGUUCCCUUUGACCACAGCAGAGUGAAGCUGUCCCUUACCACCUCCAAGAAUGAUAACGACUACAUCAAUGCCAGCUUCAUCAAGGGAGUGUCAGGGGCCAUGGCCUACAUUGCCACUCAGGGCCCUCUUCCCCACACCGUGCUGGACUUCUGGAGGAUGCUCUGGGAGUACAACAUAGAGGUCAUAGUGAUGGUUUGCAGGGAGUUUGAGAUGGGCAGGAAAAAGUGUGAGCGCUACUGGCCAAAGAAACAAGAGGAGCCUUUUGUGUGUGACCCAUUUACUAUUUACUGCGACUCGGAGGAGAGUAAAGGAGACUAUGUGAGCAGGAACCUGAGGGUGACCUACCGCAAUUGGAGCCGUAACCUGAGACAGCUGCACUAUAUCAACUGGCCGGACCACGGGGUCCCAGACACCAUCCCUCCCAUCCUGGAGCUGCUGCAGGAGAUGAGAUCUUACCAGGCCCAUGAGGAUAUACCCAUCUGCAUCCACUGCAGUGCUGGCUGUGGAAGAACAGGAGCACUGUGUGCCAUCGACUAUACCUGGAACCUGGUGAAAACACAGCUGCUCACAGAAGACUUCAGCAUCUAUGACCUGGUUAAGGACAUGAGAACACAGAGGCCUUCUGUUGUUCAGACCAAGGAACAGUACGAGCUACUGUACAGAACCAUCAAGUUCCUGUUUGAGAAGUACCUGCAGUCCAUGGCACCAGUCCCCCCUUGCUGUACAGAGGAGGUGUCAGCGGCCCCCUCACCACCUACAGCCAGUGACAGUGAGCUCUCUGACCUCAGUGAGGCGUCUGAAGCUGAACAGGAACCAGAACCUGAGCCUCAGCCUAAAAUGGAACCACAGACAGAGCACAGGCACCCAGAGAGGGAGGAGCCUGAUGGGAUAUCCAAUCACGCCGUACCAGUGGCCUUCUCUGCCUCAGAGGUGCAUGUUGACCCACUGUGUGACGUGUCUAAGUGCUCCCCCUCAGCCAUCCUUAAUGCUCUGAGAGCCAGGGACAGGCAGAGGGAACAGCAGGGACCAUACUCCCUACCAACACAGACUCUGAACCAGAAACCACAACCCAGCAAGAAACAGCCCAAUAACAUGGUCAUCAAUCAGAGACCACCACACCCGCUACCGACACAGCGACCACAUUUCCUACACACACAGCCUGCUAACCUGCCCACCAGCCAGGACCUGAGACAAGAGCCCAGCCCCAGUAUCCCCAUCAUAACCCCCCAGGCACUCAGGACUCAGGACUUCUCUCAGAUAGCCAUGGAGCAAGAGAAGGUGGAGAGUGAUGGAGAGAUGACCCCACUGGUAAUACCAGUGCUUCCUGCGGUCUCCUUCUCCAACCCCCUCUGUCUCACCAUGGAGGACCCCUACUUUGGGUCUAACUCACCCCUGGCUGCUGAGGCUCCCAGAGGGUCUGAUGAUGAGGAGGAGCAGGCUCCACUGAGCCAGUGGACCGAGAACCCCUGUUUCAACGGACCCGGUCUGACCCUUAACAGCCAGCCGAUGGAGCUGCCAGCCCGCACCACCACCAACGCUGCCCCAGGUGCAGUUUCCUCAGAUGAAGACAGUCCACCUCCAUUACCUGAGAGAACUGCUGAAUCAUAUGUACUGGCUGCUGGUGCAGAGCGCUCUGAUAACAUCUCUAAACCUAAAAUGUUAGAGGUCAUCCUCCCUUCUAAUGCUGCAGCUGAAGCCAUCAGGGGGAGGAAUGGGAGUCCCCCGUCGCCUAUCCCCCCACUGCCAGAGAGAACGCCAGAGUCGUUUGUGUUGGCCAGCGAUGCCGGUAGGAGCACUACUGUCUUCCCUCCCCUCUCAGUCUCUGUGGAGAAGGUGGUCCAGGCCCGGCCAGAGGACAGCAGGAUCGGAACAUCCUCGGAAUGGUGUGGCCGUUUAGGGGACACACCAGCUCUGGUGGAGAAGAGAUCUUGGACAAGGAGCAGGAGCUUAAAGGUUAAAAUGACAACACUCUCAGUAUCACCCCUGGUUAUAGUAUCACCCCCGGUUACAGUGCCACCCCAGGUUACAGUGCCACCCAUAGUUACAUCUUCGGUCCCUGCUCCCUGUACAUCUAUAAACCUUCCUCCUCCCCCUCCCUACCCUCUGCCCCCUCCUCUCUCACCUCCAGAGAGUCUGACUCCCCCUCUACCUGAGAGAACCCCAGAAUCCUUCAUCGUGGUCAUGCAGGAAGUUGCAUUUGAUCAAAACAGGGCCCCCUGCCUGCAGAGUCUGAUCAGCCAGACCACAACCACACAGCAGAGGAUUGGUACGUCCUCAGAGUGGUCAGGGAACUCUCAACCCAAAAGAUUCCUGGAUGGAAUCAUGAAUCGGAGCAAGAGUGUCCGAGCAAAGAGUUCACGGCAAGAGCACCUGACUACUGUUCAUCUGGUUACUCCAGCCGUUGUGGCCUCGGUGACAGGAGGAAGUGCUGAGAUGGAGCAUCAGCAGCCUGUGGUCAACAGCACCUCAACCAGCUCUGGGACUACUGAGAACAAAUCAGACAAGAACAGUGGGAAGGCCAUGUCUAGAACAAAGAGCCUGAAGUUCUUCAAGCACAAACAGAAACCAAAGACAGCCCCCCCACCAGCAACAACCCACUCUGGAUCACCUCUUCCUUAUGGUGCCUCUGCCUCAUCAUCAAUGUUCAAAUUUGGAUUUGGGAGUCGUUUUGGGAAGCCUAAAGGGCCAAGGAGUCACCCUGAGACGUGGUUUUAAGACAGCCAGUCAACAAAGCUGGACAUGUCUGGCCACUGUCCUGAGAUCACAGCGCUGGAACCCUGCAUGUGGCUACUCGAUACUGGCUACUCAACUGAACUAGUGAUAGUCUGGUCCCAGGCAUGUUUAUGCUGUUUUGCCAACUCCUGUGUCAUUUUCUAGUGAGACUAGUGACAGUUCCCAGAGGAAUUAUCACAGUGUGAAGGAAGAGUUUUCCAUGAAGACAUGGAGGAUGACACUGUACUGUAGCAUUCUCGCUCUCCAUCGAUUCUGGAAGGACACAAACAUUGUUUCUCAAACUGUUGUUAUGGCCCGGUGAUCAACCUCUGAUGAGCUUUGUACAGAAGCACCUGCUAUUCAUGACAAAUUGAUUGUACUAUGGUUGCGAAGGUCGCAAUCAAAUAUUGGCAAAGGAUGGAUGAGUUAAUAAAUAUGUUUAAGAGAGGG
Coregonus clupeaformis (lake whitefish) is the source of this 3558-nucleotide messenger RNA. Its product is annotated as tyrosine-protein phosphatase non-receptor type 12. The record is from RefSeq and is a predicted model, not a curated record. Gene Ontology annotation, biological process: peptidyl-tyrosine dephosphorylation. Gene Ontology annotation, molecular function: non-membrane spanning protein tyrosine phosphatase activity. Lineage: Eukaryota; Metazoa; Chordata; Actinopteri; Salmoniformes; Salmonidae. Gene Ontology annotation, cellular component: cytoplasm; nucleus. Bases 169 to 3111 code for a protein of 980 amino acids. The transcript has 24 exons.